Messenger RNA from Metschnikowia bicuspidata var. bicuspidata NRRL YB-4993, 2025 nucleotides. RefSeq names its product putative ATP-dependent RNA helicase (gene DRS1). NCBI's taxonomy places the organism in Eukaryota, Fungi, Ascomycota, Pichiomycetes, Serinales, Metschnikowiaceae. Gene Ontology annotation, molecular function: RNA helicase activity; ATP binding; nucleic acid binding. The transcript has a single exon. The record is from RefSeq and is a predicted model, not a curated record. The annotation marks the transcript as partial.
UUCAAGUUUUCGUUGGACGACUUCCAGACCACCAGCACAACAGAUGGCUGGGAAUUUAGAGUGAUCGAGGAUGACAAGGCCCCAAAGAAGAAAGACGUGAACCUCGACGAAAUUUUGAGAAGAAAAGGCGGAUUGACUGGACUUGUGGAAGGUGAGGCUGAACCCACGGCGGAAGCCGAAAGCAAGAACGCUACCUCUAUCGGUUCAGCUGAAGAAGAAUCGAACGAUAAUUCAGAGCUGACUGGUCAAGAAGCAGAUGCGGAGGCAAAAGACGAUGAUGACGAGCUUGCCAUGGAUGGUUUUGGCAUGGGCUUCCUGGAGGACGUGGAAGACGACGAGGCUGCUGAAGACGACGACGAAGGCAAUGAUGAUAAUGAAGAGGAAGAAGUUUUGGAUGAAGGUGCGGAUGGCAGUGACUCUGAAAAAGAUGAGGACUCUGCUGACGCGAUCGCCGAUUUUUUUGAAAAGGCUGAUGAGGCUGAAGAUCCACACAACACGUUCCAGUCCCUAGAUCUCUCUCGUCCAGUCUUGAAAGGGUUGUCUAAUUUGGGAUACACUAAGCCCUCGCCUAUCCAGGCUUCUUCCAUUCCUAUUGCUCUUAUGGGCAAGGAUAUAGUCGCAGGUGCCGUCACAGGUUCGGGUAAGACUGCUGCCUACAUGAUUCCCAUCAUUGAGAGAUUGCUCUUCAAGCCAACAAAAAUCGCGUCGACAAGAGUCAUUGUUUUAACCCCAACCAGAGAAUUGGCUAUCCAAGUGUGUGACGUGGGAAAGAAAAUAGGUCGUUUCAUCAACAACCUCACCUUCGGUUUGGCUGUGGGUGGCUUGAAUCUCAGACAACAAGAGCAACAGUUGAAAACUAGACCUGAUAUUGUUGUCGCUACUCCAGGUAGAUUGAUUGAUCAUAUCAGAAACUCUGCAUCAUUCUCCAUCGACAACUUAGAGAUUCUCGUCAUGGAUGAGGCAGAUAGAAUGUUGGAGGAAGGUUUCCAGGUGGAACUCACAGAGAUCUUGACUUUGAUUCCAAAACACAAGCGGCAAACAAUGCUUUACUCCGCGACGAUGAACACCAAGAUCCAAGACUUGAUCCAGUUAUCGUUGAACAAACCUGUGCGUAUUAUGAUUGACCCGCCAAAAGCAGCAGCUUCAAAUUUGGUGCAAGAGUUUGUUCGUAUUCGUAAAAAGGAUACCAUGAAGCCCGCGCUCUUAUACCAGCUUCUAAAAAGUUGUGAUCCUCAGCAGCAAAGCCGAAUUGUGGUCUUUGUUUCCAGAAAGGAUACCGCUCAUAGACUUAGAAUCAUACUUGGUCUCUUGGGUAUGAAGGUGUCUGAGUUGCAUGGAUCUUUGUCCCAGGAACAGCGUCUCAACAAUGUCAACGACUUCAAAAACUUGACUGUUCCGGUCUUGAUCUGUACAGAUUUGGCAGCAAGAGGUUUGGAUAUCCCCAAAAUUGAGAUGGUCAUCAAUUAUGAUAUGCCAAAGUCGCAUGAAAUCUAUUUGCAUAGAGUUGGAAGAACAGCGAGAGCAGGUAGAGACGGUCGCUCUGUCACAUUGGUGGGAGAAGCUGCUGCCGACAGAAACAUCGUGAAAGCAGCGAUCAAAUCGUUGGAAUCUAGUGAGUCUCAGCAAAAGGCUGUAUCCAGACUGGUGGACUGGUCUGAAAUUGAGACGGUGCACAAAGUAAUUGAGGACAAAGAGGCGCUCAUAGAAGAAGUAUUGGAGGAGGAAAAAGAGGCAAAAGAUCUUCUUUCUGCUGAGAUGGAAAUGAGUAAGGCAGAAAAUCUUUUGAAGCAUGGAAAAGAGAUCUAUUCAAAACCAAAGAGAACCUGGUUCGAGUCUGAAGCUGACAAAAGAAAAAACCUGGCAUUGCAAGAAUUGUCCAAGAACAAAACUAAGCUCAAUUCCAAGAAGAGAAAACAGAAGGAAGUGGAGAAAGAAACUGGCAGAUCUUACAAAAAGACGAAGGUUGACAGAGUCAACACCCAGGGAAAAGCACGUAAUAGCAAAGGAGGCAAGAAGAAAGGUAAA